AACAGUGGUCCAAAAAGCUCAUUUACAACUGAGCUUAAUGAGUACAUUACCAAGCUACUUGACAACGACCCUCAGAUAUUUGCGGACGAUAUAAUAAAUAGCUUGACUGAACAAUUCGAAGGCUUCACCAUUUCAAAAUUGCAAAUGAACAACCAUCUAUGUAAUACUAUGCUUAUCACUGUAAAAAAGCCAUAUUUCGAACCUGAGGUUAGAAACUCAGUAGAG
This is a messenger RNA of Zychaea mexicana, 225 nucleotides long. RefSeq lists its product as uncharacterized. The record is from RefSeq and is a predicted model, not a curated record. The annotation marks the transcript as partial. NCBI's taxonomy places the organism in Eukaryota, Fungi, Mucoromycota, Mucoromycetes, Mucorales, Lichtheimiaceae. The transcript has a single exon.